Labeo rohita (rohu) is the source of this 7173-nucleotide messenger RNA. RefSeq names its product family with sequence similarity 219 member Aa (gene fam219aa). NCBI's taxonomy places the organism in Eukaryota, Metazoa, Chordata, Actinopteri, Cypriniformes, Cyprinidae. The coding region runs from base 168 to 725 and encodes 185 amino acids. The transcript is spliced from 6 exons. The record is from RefSeq and is a predicted model, not a curated record.
GUCACCCCUGACUGGUAACAGCCAGAUAGCGGAAAACAACUAGAGAUGAUGCUGGAGAGCUCGGCAUCUUUGAACCGUUCCAGAGAGUGAAUAAAUGCGUUGUUCAGCUAGGAUAACACCUUGAGCAUUUGCGCUUCACUUCACAGGACUGACGUUUUAUCAUCAAAAUGAUGGAGGAAAUUGACAGAUUUCAAGUGCCACCAGUAAAUCCAGAGAUGAAGCUGCUGGAUCCUGCGGCAACAUCCACUUUGGAGGCUGAAACAGGAACGAGAGAACCAGAGUCAGUCGCCAUCAACUACAAGCCCUCUCCGCUACAAGUGAAGAUAGAGAAACAGCGAGAGCUUGCGAGGAAGGGCUCAGUGAAGAACGGGACUGUGGGGAGUCCAGUCAAUCAGCAGCCCAAGAAAAAUAACGUUAUGGCCCGAACAAGGUUGGUUGUCCCCAACAAAGGCUAUUCAUCCUUAGACCAGAGUCCAGAUGAGAAGCCGCUUGUAGCACUGGACACUGACAGUGAUGAUGACUUCGAUAUGUCCAGAUAUUCAUCGUCUGGAUAUUCUUCAGCCGAGCAAAUAAACCAAGACUUAAACAUCCAGCUGCUGAAGGAUGGCUACCGAUUGGACGAAAUCCCAGAUGAUGAAGACCUUGAUCUCAUCCCCCCAAAAUCAGUCAACCCCACCUGCAUGUGCUGCCAAGCUACUUCCUCUACAGCCUGUCAAAUUCAGUAACCCCAGCCUCCCUUGAACCCCUCCUAUCCCAACCCUGUGAGUUACGCUCACAGUAAGCACCCUCAGCAUAGAUUAACUACUAAAGAACUUAAAAACAAUAGAACGGGAGUAUUAAAAUUAAUAUAAAAUAGGGGAAAAUAAUGAAUGAAAAUGCACAAGUAUGUAACUGUCAUUGGUUCCUCCUAUGGUAGGACGUGAGUCUUUGUAUCAUCACCAGAGGGCGCUAGACUUAGGUGUGUAUAGCUGUAAGAUUCGUUGAGGUGUAUAUAAAUGCAUGGUGCAACAUUCGAAAAAUACAACUGCUCAAGUAUCUUUUAAAAUGGAACAAAAAUGAACAUUUCUCAGUAACCUUUUUUUCUUAAAUACCUAACAGUCCAUUAGAAAGGGCCCCUUUACACUAAAUAAGAAAAUGUGUUGCAUUUAACUUUAAAAAAGUUAUAUCUUUUGGCAGCCCUAAUGAUUAUAUUUUUAUUUAAACUUAGUUUUAUAGUUUUCGUCCUUUUUUGGGAAUGGCUGCUCUGGAAUAUCCACCUUUGCUGAUGCUUUCUGAUGUUAUUAUGACAGAUGUGCUUCUUUUCUAAUGAAGGGAGUGUAUAGUGACUGAUGAAUUUAUUUCUCAGAUCAUUUACGUUGCAGACUUGCGUAUUAAUAUAUUAUGAGUAGCUUUGUAGCAAACACUAAUAAAGGGAAUACUCUUAAAUUGAGAUAUCCAUACAGAAGACACCGAUCUGCUAUGAUACUGACAGCAGAUUUAAUUAAGUCAGGGAAUCUUGUUGAAUAGUUGAGAUAUAUUUACUAAGAGAUUUUCUUUUUUGAACUUUAGUUUUUUGUUUAUAAGGUUUCAUUCAGUGUUGCUGCACACAAACCCAACAGUUAAACUGGGUUAAGGGAAUUGUAAACGCUUAAAUGUUAGUUUUUAAAUAUAAACUAAAAAUGUACCUCUACAGAAGACUAUGUAAGCCUGUUUCCCUACUGAAUAAAUAAUUUAAAAAAGGUAAUUGUGAGUUUUUAUCUCACAAUUCUUACUUUUUUUUUUUCACAAUUGCAAGUUUACAUCUCUCAAUUCUGACAUUUUUCUCAGAAUUGCGUAAUAUAAACUUGAAAUUCUGACUUUUUUCCUCAGAAUUCCGUAAUACAAACUCAGAUUUUAUACUUUUUGUCAAACUCCCAAUUCUAAUACACUUGCAAUUUUAAUACACUUUAAAUUUUUUUCUAAGAAUUCCGUAAUACAAACUCGAAAUUCUGACUUUUUUUCAUCAAACUCACAAUUCUUUUUUCCUCAGAAUUGCAUUAUAGAAACUUGCACUUAUGACUUUUUUCGUCAAACUCGGAAUUCUGAAAUUUUUUCUCAGAAUUGCAUUAUACAGACUCGCAAUUCUUUUUUUGUUUGUCAAACUCGGAAUUCUGAUUUUUUUUUUCCUCAGAAUUGCAUAACACAAACUCACAAUUCUUUUUUUUUUUUUUGUCAAACUUGGAAUUCUGAUUUUUUUUUUUCCUCAGAAUUGCAUAAUACAAACUCGCAAUUCUUUUUUUGUUUAUCAAACUUGGAAUUCUGAUUUUUUUUUUUCCCCCCUCAUAAUUGCAUAAUACAAACUCGCAAUUCUUUUUGUUUGUCAAACUCGGAAUUUUGAUUAUUUUCCCCUUAGAAUUGCAUAAUACAAACUUGCAAUUCUUUUUGUUUAUCAAACUUGGAAUUCUGAUUUUUUUCCCCCCUCAGAAUUGCAUAAUACAAACUUGCAAUUCUUUUUUUGUUUAUCAAACUCGGAAUUCUGAUUAUUUUCCCCUUAGAAUUGCAUAAUACAAACUCGCAAUUCUUUUUGUUUAUCAAACUUGGAAUUCUGAUUUUUUUUCUCCCCCCUCAGAAUUGCAUAAUACAAACUCGCAAUUCUUUUUGUUUGUCAAACUCGGAAUUCUGAUUAUUUUCCCCUUAGAAUUGCAUAAUACAAACUCGCAAUUAUUUUUGUUUAUCAAACUUGGAAUUCUGAUUUUUUUUCUCCCCCCUCAGAAUUGCAUAAUACAAACUCGCAAUUCUUUUUGUUUGUCAAACUCGGAAUUCUGAUUAUUUUCCCCUUAGAAUUGCAUAAUACAAACUCGCAAUUCUUUUUGUUUGUCAAACUCGGAAUUCUGGUUAUUUUCCCCUUAGAAUUGCAUAAUACAAACUCGCAAUUCUUUUUGUUUAUCAAACUUGGAAUUCUGAUUUUUUUCCCCCCUCAAAAUUGCAUAAUACAAACUCGCAAUUCUUUUUUUGUUUAUCAAACUUGGAAUUCUGAUUUUUUUUUUCCCCCCUCAGAAUUGCAUAAUACAAACUCGCAAUUCUUUUUUUUUGUCAAACUUGCAAUUCGGACUUUUUUCCUCAAAAUCGUGUAAUACCAACAUGCAGUUAUGACUUUUUUGUCAAACUCGCUAAUCUGGAAUUUUUUCUAAGAACUGCAUAAUACAAACUCGCAAUUCUUACUUUUUUGUCAGGCUUGCAAGUUAGAAUUUUUUUAAUAAUUGCAUAAUAUAAACUCACAAUUCUAGCUUUUUUCUAAAACUCGGAAUUCUGACAUUUUUGCAUAAUACAAACUCAAUUCUGAAUUUUUUUUGUCACACUCACAAUUCAGACUUUUUUUGUCUGACUUUUUGAAUUCUGAUUUUUUUUUUCUAAGAAUUGCAUGAUACAGACUUCUUUGCAUAAUACAAAUUCUGACUUUUUUAUCAGACUCGCAAUUCUGAAAUGUUUUUUUUCUCGGAAUUGCAUAAUACAAAUCCACAAUUCUGACUUUUUGCUCGGAAUUUUGUGAUACGAACUCACAAUUUCUGACUCUUUGCGGGAUAUUAACUCGCAAUUGCAAGAAAUAAAGUUUUCUUCACGCAAUUGCUUUUUUAAUAACGUAAUACUAACUCGCAACUGUGAUUUUUAUAUUACGCAAUACUGAGAAAAACAAGUCAGAACUGUGAGUUUAUAUCUCACAAUUCUGACUUUACAACUCGCAAAUUCUGAAGUCAAAAUUGUAAGACUAAAAAGUCACAAUUAACCUUUUUUAUUUCUUUUGAGUAUUUUUUUUUAAUUUAGUGGUGGAAACAGGCUUCCACAUAAGACAGAUAAAUGGUACAAUUUUCUGAUUCAGUGCAUUUCAUUUUUGGAGCACUUUGUUUUGAGAAUUGUUGUGAUGUAUUAGGACGGGAAGAAUGCUUGCAUUGAUUUACUUGAAGAUAAUAGCAGCUGCCAGAUACAUAUUCCAUAAUCUCUGUCAUUACCAGGACAAAAAUACUAUAAAUUUAGCUCAUCUGAUUUGUGCCAAAAUGCAUAAAAUGCGUUGUUUCUUUAUUUUAUAGACGGAACAGGCAUUAAAUGCCUAUGGCCUGCAUUCAGAAUCAAUUUUACACUUUAGUGCUCUCGUCUUUAUAGUCAUUUUAAAGUGCAAUACCAUUUUGUGAGACAUUAAGUGUAGUACUCUGGAACAGGAUACUCUGCGUUUGCUGUUUUGCUUCAACUUGAUGCCUUUUCUUACAAACAUCUUGAUAAAUUCAUCUCAGCUGUUUGAGUCAAUGGCCAAAUCGCUAUCACUUCUGUUAUAAAAACAUCAAUUUGAUCGAUUUGAAGAUUGUACUGUUCUGUACAGUAUUUGUGUCUUCUUUUUGUCAUGCAGCUGUUGUUUAUUUUGUGCAGCUUUCAGAGCACCUUAUCGUCUCGCGUGUACGUCGCCACCCAGUCGCCAUUGCCAGCUGUAAUUAGAUGCCAUUGCACCAAGCACAUAACCUAGUAACACUCCAGUUUUCACAUGCUGUUAAGAGAAUGUAUGAAGAGAGAUUACAAUAUAGUAAUAUAGUAAUCUAAUAUUUCAUAUUUUAUACACUACUGUUUAAAAGUUUGAGGUCAGUAGGAUUUUUUUCUAAGUUUAAGUGUGUUUUUUUUAAGCAAGAAUGUAUUAAAUUGGCAUUCAUAGACAAUUAUAAUGUUAAAAUAUUUGCUUCAACUCAGUGCUUUUAUUUUGCAUUUUCUAUUCAUUAAAAAAAACAGAAUUUAAAGAAUUUAGGAUUUUAAAAAAAUCCUAAAAUAAAAAAAACAUUGUUUCCACAAAAAUAUUGAUCAGUAGAACUGUUUUCAAUAAAAGCACGUUUCUGCCAUUGCAUAAAAAAUAAUGUUUUAAUUCUUACAUUAUUCUCGCAAUCUCAAGUUUCUUUUGGAAGCCCAUUUCCACCACUGAAUAAAAAAAAAUUAUCUCACAAAUCUGACUUUUUCUUGCUAUUGCGAGUUAACAUCUCACAAUUCACACAAUUCUGACUUUUUUCUCUGAAUUGCAAGUUUAUAUCUUGCAGUUCUGACAUUAUAACAUGCAGUUGCGAGUUAUUAAAUCAGAAUUGUAAGAUAUAAACCUAUUAUUUUGAGAACAACUCAUUUUUUCGCCCUCAAAAUUGGACUUACAACAUAACAAAACUGGACUUUCAGAAUUGUGAUACAAACUCGCAUUUACAAGAAAGAAUUGCGGGUUUUUAUCUCACAAUUCGGACUUUAUUUCUCGCAUUUGUGAUUUUAUAUCAUGCAAUUCUGAAAAAAAAAAGAAUUCUGAGUUUAUAUCACGCAAUUCUGACUUUAUAACUCGCAAUUACAAGUUUAUAUCUUAACAUUCUGAGAAUUUUUUUUUUUUUUUUUUUGGUGGAAAUUAGCUUUCAUAAUUUCUCUCAGUUGUGACUUUUCUCCUUAGAACGUCUGAAUUGCGAGAUAUAAAUUAAGACUUGCAACAAAAAGUCUGAAAUGGGAGAUAAAAUGAUUAUUUAUCUUGUGGCGGAAACAAGCUUUCACAGUUUUCAACAUUGCCAUAAUAGGAAUUAAUUACAUUUUAAAAUAUAUUCAAAUAGAAAACAGUUAUUUUGAAUUCUUGGUGUGCAUUAGAGACGUUCAACGUUAAAAAAUAUUACUUACCCCAAACUUUUGUACAACAGUAUAGGUCUGAUGUAUGAAUUGACAAGCUUUUUGUUUUGAUUAUUGUGGAUCGCUGUAUCAUUUUGAAACUCCAUAACAGUAUGAUUAACGUUACCAGGUACUUCACAAAACACAACAACUCCCCAAGACAUAUCUCUAAAUGCUUACAUUUUCACUACAAAGACAAAUAUUUCAUAUCACACUGCCAUGUAAAGGUGCAUCCACUCCAGUAUUUUUGUGUAGCUAUGUUAUGAUGUCUACACCGGACGCGACGGUUGUCGUGUUAAGCCCCGUUCACACUAGCAGCGACUUCUGUCGCUGCAUGUCGCCAGAGGCUGGCGACGAGGUUGCUAGUGGGCGUUCCCACUACUGGUUGCCUUGACAGCGAAUCAGGUUUCUUGCCGUUAAAUACAAACAUUUUCGAGGCAAAAGACUAAAUAUAAUAUAAAUAUAAAUUAAAUCUGUACAUAUAAACAAAAACGAUCAAGAAGCAGAGCCUGCUUAUUUCAACUGAGUAUGUUUUUCUAUGGCUGAGAGGAGAACGAUCACAUGAGCUCUACCGUCUUCUUUCCUAUUGGCUGUCGCUCCCGAAAGUCGCUCUUCAUUUGCAUAAAGUUGAGGGAUUCUCAACUUUGUCGCGUCGCUGGACACGCCCCAUCCGGUCGCCAACGGUCGCUGUAGCUCGAUGUCGCGCUUGUCGCCGGAAAUCGCCAGCUCUCCACUGAAAUGAAUGGGAUCGCGUCGCUUUGUCGCUGCGUGUCGCUUGUAGUGUGAACGGGGCUUAAAAGGUCUGUCUACGCUGGACGCGACAAAUCGACCGUUGCAAAUAUUUGAAAUUUGUGUCAGUACCUUAAGUCCUAAAUAGAACAGACUUCAGUUUACCGUUGGGAAUUUGUUGGGAACUCGCGUCUGGUGUAAACGCGGUGUUACACAAACGUUUUAAUUUGCCAGUGCCAUUUUUAAAAUAUUCCACAAGGGAAAAUAUCCACUUAUAGCCAUGCUUCAGUGGUAUAGCCCUUAGCGUAGCAAUAGUUAGCCUACAAAAUACCUGUUAAAUAGACUUACCAUAGAUACGUACAGUAGAUGGAGAAUACGAUGGCAAGUUCUCUUAAGCCUGCCGUUUCUAAGCUGUCAUGGUACUUACAGACGUACCGUAAGACUGACUGAUCUGUGUAUUGAUGAAUGAAGAUGUCUGUCAUCCCCUGUAUAUCUGCUUUGGUUUUUUGGUUCAAGAUAAACACUCCGUUAUGUAACGCCUAAAUCAUUGUACGCUUUCUGUUACUACACUGAAGUAGAGUAUGCCUUAAGUCAAGCUAUAAGCAAUGGGUCAUGUUAUUUAUUGCCGGUGGUAUGUUUUUAAUUUAUUGAUAUACAGGACUUAUUUUAACAUUUUGUUUUUUGCUUUAUUUCCUACAUUUUUCCCCCUUCUGUCGAUAAAUAUGAUUGUAAAGACAUGAACGGUUUCCAUACCAGUAUUUAACAAUGUUUGUUGUUCUGUGCAGUGAAUCAUAUCAGUAAACACAUCUGAAAUUACAAUUGAAA